This is a messenger RNA of Cuculus canorus (common cuckoo), 2411 nucleotides long. Its product is annotated as cholesterol 7-desaturase nvd. The transcript has 7 exons. The record is from RefSeq and is a predicted model, not a curated record. Gene Ontology annotation, biological process: cholesterol metabolic process; chlorophyll biosynthetic process. Gene Ontology annotation, cellular component: chloroplast. Lineage: Eukaryota; Metazoa; Chordata; Aves; Cuculiformes; Cuculidae. Bases 1 to 1233 code for a protein of 410 amino acids. Gene Ontology annotation, molecular function: chlorophyllide a oxygenase activity; 2 iron, 2 sulfur cluster binding.
AUGGGGAGCGGGUGGUGCGGAGCGGCGGGGCAGGAGGCGCUGCUCUUCUUACCCCCUCUCCUCCUCUUCCUCCUCGUCCUACUGCUUUGGGGCUGCUGGCGGGGCCCCGGGCAGGUGGGCUACGUGUGUUCCCCCGGGCUGAGCCGCGGGGAGGCAGCUCGGCUCGCCCGCAGAUCCCGGCGCCCCGGAGCGCCCCCGCCGCCCUUCCCCAACGGCUGGUACCGCCUGCUCGACUCCGAGCUGCUGCCCCGCCGCGCUGUCCGCAGCCUCUCCCUGCUCGGAGAACAGCUCGCUGCCUUUCGCACUGAGGAUGGCCAAGCCUAUGUGGUCGACGCGUACUGCCCCCACCUCGGGGCCAACCUCGCCACCGGUGGGCGCGUCGUGGGCAACUGCAUCGAAUGCCCAUUUCAUGGCUGGCAAUUUCGAGGAGAAGAUGGGAAAUGCACCCGUAUCCCAUAUGCUGAAAAAGUGCCAGACUUUGCGAGGGUCCGGACCUGGCCGUCUUGCGAGGUGAACGGGAUGCUGCUCGUCUGGUACCACUGUGAAGGGGUUGCUCCAACAUGGGCAGUGCCUGAGCAGCGGGAGAUCACCACCAAAGAGUGGGUUUUUCAAGGGGAGACAGAGCACUUGGUCAAUGCGCACAUCCAGGAGAUCCCCGAGAACGCAGCUGAUACGGCUCACCUGGCUUUUCUCCAUGGGCCUGCUAUUCUAGGGGGAUCUGAUCUGAGAUACACAAGGUCCAGGCUGUGGGAUUUUAUGAAGCACAUCUGGAAGGCAGAGUGGCAGCCGGAGCCAGAGCCCAACGAGCAUUGCUCUCAUCUGCUGAUUCAACACAGUGCAACCAUCUUCGGGAAGCACUUCUCCUUGAUGGAUUUGACGGUUUCAGCCAGGCAGGUGGGGCCAGGGCUGGUUUUCCUCAUCUUUAAACAUGCUUUCCUGGGCCAAGGGAUCAUCCUGCAAACAGUGACUCCGCUGGAGCCUCUCCUGCAGAAAGUUGUUCACAAAAUCUACUACCAGAAAAACGUGCCAGCCGUAAUCCCCAAGUUCAUCCUGAGAGCAGAGUGCAUCCAGUUUGAGCGCGAUGUAACCAUCUGGAAUAACAAGCAGUACCUGUCCAAGCCACUGCUGGUCAAAGAGGAUUCUGGCAUCCUGAAGCACCGGCGCUGGUACUCCCAGUUCUACAGUGAUAAGAGCAGGAGGCUCCUGGUGCAGAAGGCCGGCCUGGACUGGUGAGGACCUCGCUUCCCUCUGGAGAAGGUGGCUGGAGACUCUCUGGUGGCUCCUGCUGGGCAGGCAUGAUCGAUACACCAAAUCUUGUCACAGGGAGCAGAGCCUGAGCCCUGGAGAUCCUCUUUCACCUUCUGUGUUCCAGGCAACAAAGCCCAAAGGGUGGAACUUGCUUGCUCUUUUACCUGUGCUGCAAUAUGUGAGCUAAGCAUGGACUUACGAUUGCCAGAACUCCCUUUAAAGUGCCUUUCUCUCUCGCUGCUGCUGCUAUCGUUCUGAGUAGUUAUAUGGAAAGCUUUUCAUGUGGCCUUCUAUCACCCAAAGUGUCCUUUCCCAGCCAGUCCUGCUGUUGCUUCUGCACCUUCAACUUGGCUAGGGGAAGCUUCAGGUCUCCAGGGAGCCUUGCCAGUGCCUGCACGGCAUCAGAAGCACAAUUGCAAAGCCCACAGACGUAGUUGUCUUCCUUCUCUCCAGCAGCAUGCAGGCAGCAUGAUUUUUAGCUGCCCACCUUGCCCUUACCGUCCCCGUGGGCUUCCUCAACCUACUGGGUUCUUGGAUGACUCAAUUCGUCAUGGAGCACCUGGUUGGGAAGCGAAGGGACUAUCCUGGUGAUUAAAUCACUUGGACUGACAACACUAGAGGUCAAAGAUGUGAAUAAGAUGCUGUUCUGGUAGCCCCCAGAUUUCAGUAAUACUUUCGGUAUGUGGUUGGCUGUAAAAAUUUGUUCCUCAUGGCAAGGCCACCGGUAUCCCAUACUGUCACUGUGAUCACAAAUGAAGGUAACUCAUUGAGAUUAUUGUGCAAAUCCAACGAAAACUGGUCUAAAUUCUCCUGUGUUUUGUGCCCAGAUGCUCUGCCCUCUGGAGGGCUAAAUUCUGCCUUAAUGCAGAACGAGAGAAACCUGCCAUCUCCACAGGCAGAGCCUGCCCUGUGCCAUUAGCGGCACUCUGGUGGUUACACCAUGCCAAGAGCCAGCAAGAACAAAAUGCUCAAAUCCAGGAGCUUUCCAGGAGGCGGGUGGCUGCCACUCUCACACACGUUGUGCAUUUGCCUGUGCCUUGUGAACUGUGCACUUUGCUGAGGCUUUUGGUUCCUAUUCACUGUUAACUCCUGGAGAAGGAACGUGCCAUCGCAGCCCCCUGCCAGCACACAGCUCGUUGCCCACCCCAGCUGCAUCGUAGGUA